Onthophagus taurus is the source of this 1231-nucleotide messenger RNA. RefSeq names its product putative gustatory receptor 28a. Gene Ontology annotation, biological process: sensory perception of taste; chemosensory behavior; male courtship behavior. Lineage: Eukaryota; Metazoa; Arthropoda; Insecta; Coleoptera; Scarabaeidae. Gene Ontology annotation, cellular component: axon; neuronal cell body; dendrite. The record is from RefSeq and is a predicted model, not a curated record.
GGAACAUUUCCCAUUCGACUCCGAAUCGAAUAUGUUUAAUUUUAAAUGUAACGGCACUCUCGAAGAUUAUUAUAUUUUACUCCGAUUGGCAUAUAGUUUGGGUUUAACCCCGAUCGUUAACGUAACAACCCCAAAACUUGGAAAAUUUUAUAAAUAUUACGCAUCAUUACUUUUAUUGUUAAUUUUAAUAGGAGCUGGGAUUUCAUUUUCGGGGAGAAUUUUAAAUGUUUAUCCUAUAUUUCCAGUUACUAUUACUUUAGUCGAUGGGAUGUCGUUGAUUGUUUUAACAUUAACUAAUGUUGUAUCAAUUUAUAACCUUUCAAUCAAUAGAGUUGGUACAAAUUUAAUGGUAGAUUUUUUUGAAGGAAUGAGUUGUGUUGAUACGAAAUUGCAUAAAUAUUGCAAAAAAAUUGAUUUAAAGAGAUAUUACAUCGAAUUAAUAAUUGGUCACAUCUUUAUAAUAAUAUUUUAUAUAUAUGAUGGUUAUGUUUGGAUAAAAUAUCUUGGUAUAUAUCGUUUUAAAGCAUAUAUAUGCCGUUCGAUACAAAAUUAUAUAAAUUUCAUAACCAUGUUUAUGAUAAGAUAUUACGUUUUAACUAUAAAACUUCGUUUUCAUGGGUUAAACGUUUAUAUUCAAGAGUACGCAAAACAAAUUUUAUCGUCUCCAGUACAUAUAGUACAUCAACACUGUUUCGAUGAAGAAUUCGCAUCAUGUAAGCGACCAAUAUCCCAUAUUUACAAUGCAUUGUGUGAUCAAAUCAACGUUUUCAAUAAGCUUUAUGGUUUACCAACACUUUUACUCUCGUUAUACUUUAUAAGUGAAUUAUUAGUAUCACUCAUGCUAAGCAUUAUUUAUUAUUUUCAACGGCAUCAACACAUGGAUGGUUUUCACUUUGGUGUAGAUUUAUUUUGGUUGUGUUUCUUUUGGAUUAUUAAAGAUUUUGUUUCUUAUUUAAAAAUUAUUGCUCCUUGUGAUGGAACGAUCGGUGAAGUAAAACAAAUCCCUAUUGUUUGUUACAAACUUCUUCAUGAAAUUUCUGAUAAAUCAACGUUAAAUUAUCGCGAAAAAUGUUUACGAUCAGAAUUAACCUUAAUUGCACUUCAAUCAUCAACGAUCAUUCCAAAUUUUAGCGCAGCGGGGUUUUUUAAUAUCGAUUUUACAACGUUUUUUACAUUAAUGGGAUUUGUUACAAGUUAUUUGGUGGUGUUAAUACAAUUUAAUGGAAAUUGA